AUGGCAGCAUGUGGACUUAAAGGAAUUAAAUAAUAAUAAAAUUAAUCGGUUAUUAAAAAUAUACAUCCAGUUAUUAAAUGUAUCCUUAUGGCAAAUGAAAUGCUUAAUCAAGCAAAAAAAACUAUUUAUGGAAAGUUAUAAAAAUCUAUUAAAAUAAAAAUUGGAAUACAUUAUGGAGAUGUAAUAGCAGGAGUUAUAGGAGGGCAUAAACCAUAAUUUUCGUUGAUUGGAGAUACGGUAAAUACAGCCUCUAGAGUAUGCUUUAAUGGAGAAGUGGAUUGUAUAACAAUUUCUAAUGAUGCUAUGAGUUCUUGUAUAGAUGAACAUAUAUGA
Molecule: messenger RNA, 333 nt
Organism: Ichthyophthirius multifiliis
Lineage: Eukaryota; Ciliophora; Oligohymenophorea; Hymenostomatida
Exons: 2
Biological process (GO): cyclic nucleotide biosynthetic process; response to oxygen levels
Cellular component (GO): guanylate cyclase complex, soluble
Molecular function (GO): guanylate cyclase activity
Source: RefSeq, a predicted model, not a curated record